AUGAAGCCCCCAAAUGUGUCCAGUGUCACUGAGUUUCAGCUCCUGGGGUUCCAGAACCUUCUUGAAUGGCAGACGCUGCUCUUUCCCAUUUUCUUGUUCAUCUACUUUCUCACAGUCACAGGGAAUGUUGUCAUUAUUGCAGUGGUGAGCGAGGACCAGCAACUACACUCACCCAUGUACGUAUUUCUCAAACAUCUCUCCUUUCUGGAGAUCUGGUAUACAUCCACCAUUGUGCCCCUUCUCCUAGCCAACCUACUCUGCCAUGGCCAAGCCAUCUCCUUCCCUGCGUGUAUGAUGCAGCUUUACUUCUUUGUGUUCUUUGGGGCUACCGAAUGCUUUCUUCUGGCUAUGAUGGCCUAUGACCAAUAUCUGGCCAUCUGCAACCCACUCCACUACUCUUUCCUGAUGAGUCCUGAAAUCUGCACCAAGUUGGUGGCAAUCUCCUGGUUGACAGGUGUUGGAACAGGAUUUCUGCCCUCGCUAAUGAUUUCCAAGUUGGAUUUCUGUGGUCCUAACGAGAUCAAUCAUUUCUUCUGUGACCUCCCACCCCUCAUGCAGCUCUCAUGUUCCAGUGUGUUUAUCACCAGGAUGGUCAUCUUUAUCCUGUCAAUUGCAGUGCUGUGCAUUUGCUUUUUUCUUACUCUCAUAUCCUAUGUUUUCAUUGUAUCUACCAUAUUGAGAAUUCCUUCAGCCUCUGGCCAGAUGAAGACCUUUUCCACAUGUGGCUCCCAUUUGGCUGUUGUCACUAUCUACUAUGGGACCAUGAUCUCCAUGUAUGUUCGCCCCAAUGACCACUUAUCACCUGAAAUUAGUAAGAUCAUUUCUGUCUUCUACACUGUGGUCACCCCAUUGCUGAACCCUGUCAUCUACAGCUUGAGGAACCAAGAAUUCAAAGACGCUGUUAGAAGAGUCAUAAGAAAAAAGUGUGGUAUCUAUGGAGUAAGAUUGAAGGGGAGUUUCUGUGUUAGGUAA
Molecule: messenger RNA, 972 nt
Organism: Canis lupus familiaris (dog)
Lineage: Eukaryota; Metazoa; Chordata; Mammalia; Carnivora; Canidae
Product: olfactory receptor 11L1
Exons: 1
Coding region: 1-972 (323 amino acids)
Biological process (GO): G protein-coupled receptor signaling pathway
Cellular component (GO): membrane
Molecular function (GO): olfactory receptor activity; G protein-coupled receptor activity
Source: RefSeq, a predicted model, not a curated record